AUGGCCGACGCACUGAAAGACCAAGGAAACAAGGCCUUCCAGGCAAAAGACUACGACAAAGCUAUCGACCUCUUUUCUCGGGCAAUCGCCAUUGACCCGAGCAACUACGUGCUCUUCUCAAAUCGUAGUGCUGCGAAGGCCGGAAAGCGGCAGUGGGCAGCAGCGUUCGAGGAUGCUGAGCAGUGUAUUAAGAUCAACCCAACCUGGUCAAAGGGCUAUGCGCGCAAGGGCGCUGCGCUGCAUGGCCAGCGAAGUUAUGAUCAAGCCAUUGCCGCCUAUGAAGCCGGUCUUAAACUUGAAGACAGCCCUGCGUUAAGGAAGGGUCUAAAGGAAGUACAGGAUGCCAAAGCUGCAGACGAGCGAGGUGGAGAUGGUGCAGACGCUCUCGGGCUCGGGAAGCUUUUCGGGGAUCCCAAUCUCAUUGGCAAGCUAGCCGCGAGUCCGCGCACACAAAAGCAUCUCGCCGAUCCAUCGUUCGUCCAGCAGCUGCAAUUCAUUCAAAAGAAUCCCGGCCUUGCACAGAGCGCGCUGCAGGACCCGCGCAUGAUUGACGUCCUUGGUGUGCUCAUGGGCAUUGAUAUGCAGGGCUUCACUAGAGAGGAAGGCUCGGAUGAGCUUCCUCCAGGCUUGAAAAAGGCUGAUGCUGAGCCAUCUCAAGCUGCAUCGCCACCACCCACUGCUUCGUCAAAUCCAGCCCCGAAAUCGCCACCUCCGGCAGCGGCGAAGGAACAAAAUGUAGAAAUGGAGGAGGAAGAUGACGAGGCCGCUAAGGCGAGGAAGGAUGCUGAGACAGAGAAGAAGCUUGGCGCGGACGCCUACAGGGCUCGUAAUCUCGAGGAGGCAGCGACUCAUUUCCAGAGGGCAUGGGACAUAUAUCCGCAGGAUAUCACUUUCCUUACAAAUCUUGCCGCCGUAUAUUUCGAGCAAGGUGAAUUUGAUAAAUGUAUCGAGGCGUGCGAGAAGGCAGUCGACGAAGGGCGAUCGCUUCGCGCAGACUACAAGCUCGUUGCGAAAGCCCUUGGACGUAUAGGAAAUGCGUACAGCCGCAAAGGCGACCUGGAGACCGCGAUUAAGUUUUUUAAUAAAUCACUGACGGAGCAUCGCACUCCCGACAUUCUCACGAAGUUACGUGAGAGUGAGCGCGCUCUGGCCGAAGCACAGCGUAAAGCGUACAUUGAUCCAGAGAAGGCCUCAGAGGCGCGCGAGGAGGGUAACGCGUUGUUCAAGUCGGGCGACUUUGUUGGUGCAGUGAAGGCAUACACCGAGGCGAUCAAGCGCGACCCUAACGACCCGCGCGGAUACAACAACCGCGCGAACGCCUAUACGAAGCUUGUCGCGCUGCCCGAGGCGCUCAAGGACGCGGAGGAGGCGAUUCGUAUCGACCCUAAGUUUGUGAAGGCGUACAUCCGCAAAAGUCAUGUGCUGUACGCGAUGCGCGACUACACGAAAGCGAUCGAAGCUGUGCAGCAGGCGACGGAUGUCGACACUGAGAAGAAGCAUGGAAAGGAGAUCCAGGACCAGGUACUCAAGUGCCAGCAGGAACUGUUCAGCCAGCGUACAGAUGAGAGCGAUGAAGAAACUCUUCAGCGUGCUAUGCGUGAUCCGGAAAUUGCGAGUAUCAUGAGCGAUCCUAUUAUGCAGUCGAUCCUCCAGCAGUCACAGUCGAAUCCCGCGGCACUUCAAGACCAUAUGAAAAACCCUACGGUUCGCACCAAUAUCAUGAAGCUCAUUAAUGCAGGGAUUAUCAAGACACGCUGA
This is a messenger RNA of Fibroporia radiculosa, 1758 nucleotides long. RefSeq lists its product as uncharacterized. The record is from RefSeq and is a predicted model, not a curated record. The transcript has 6 exons. The coding region runs from base 1 to 1758 and encodes 585 amino acids. NCBI's taxonomy places the organism in Eukaryota, Fungi, Basidiomycota, Agaricomycetes, Polyporales, Fibroporiaceae. Gene Ontology annotation, molecular function: Hsp90 protein binding.